AAAACCAUUUAGUGCAGACAACAAGCAGAGAAUUAGAAACGGAGCCACCUGAAAAUACAUGUCCAGUUAUUCACAUACAGGAUUUAAAAAGCACUAUGUGUAAUGAAACUGAGGUCCUCAAAAUGCAAAACAUAUCUGGAGAAAUGGUAGAAACUGCAAUGAAAAAGAAGGAACCUGCAGUGGAGAAACAGAAGAAUGAUGAACACAUAUCUUUAGAAGAUCCUCUCCAUUCUCCUCCUGACCCAAAAUUAGGAGAGUUGAAAGCAUCAAAAUGUGCUGAACUUUUUACUGAUACAACAGAUACUGAUCACAUCUUGACAUCUGUUGAGCAAGCAGAAGUAGCAGAUGAUGAUCAACUUACUGAACCAAAAGAAUUCCUUGGCCAUGGGCCCAGCACUCCUUUUCAAGAGUACGCAAAUAUACAGAUCAAUGCAGCUGGUCACAGAAGAAAAAUGGGCUCGCUUCGGACUUUUGAAGGAAAAAGAGGCGUGGAAGAUGAAGAUGGUGACGUUUGUCAAGAAGAGAAAAAUAUGCCUCUUGCAGAUAUAUAUGACUUAUCAAGCACAACAAAUGAAUUCCGUAAAGAUGACAAAAAUGAGGUAAAAGAAGAAAUAAAAGCUGGGUCCACAGAAUAUUCCACCAGAGAGGACUUUAGCCUGGUAUGUUCAAAGCAAUAUAUGCAUUCUGAAUUAUUCUCUCAAACUAAUGAACAAAAUGUAUCUACUAAAACACCACCAUCAACAGUGCUAGAAAAUUCAGACUCCACGGAAGAUGACAGGAAUAGAAAAGAGAAUACUGAAGUAAGAAACACAGAACUAUGUGCAAAAAUCCAAACAAAGAAAAAGAAGAGGUUUGGAUCAACUCGGAGGCUUCAAGGUGAACACCAGCAAGGUAGAGAAAGAAAAGAAAGGCAGUGGCAAAAGGUGGAAGAUACAGAAGGAACAGAACAUGACAGGGAAGAGAGAUGUUCUGAAGAAAUCACAAAUCUAGAGCCUACUCACCACUUAUUCACAGAACCACACAGUGUUGAGAGAAAGGUGUCACUUGACCAAUCUUUGACAACUGAGCGAGAAGAAGGGGAAUUAAAAGAUGUAACAGGAGAGUGUGGAAAGAUCGAUACACCACCUGUUCACUUGCUAGAUGUUGUUCAUCAAAGUGAGCCAGUUGUCUUUGAUGGUGCCAGCCAAGCAAAAGCACCAUUGGAAAGUACAAAGCAUGGAGAGUCAGUGAUAGACGAUGAGCAGGAUUAUGAGUUCACAUCUUCAAAUGAGCAGAAAAUGGCACCAGUCAUCAGAGAUAUUCAGAAUGAUUUUACAGAUCAUGCUUCUCCCCAGGAAGCUUCCAUGACAGUUGAAGAUUGUGAUUCAGAGUCUACUGAAAAUGGAAGCUCCAAACAAGUCGAUGGUUCUCCUAUAUGUGCAACAAUAGAGCACAUCUAUGAAAUACAGGACAGUGUAAUCAUGCCAGUGAAUAAAGAAAUAACUCUUGAAGUUUUGUCUGAUCAAGUAACACAGUUGCCAUGGGAUGAUAACUCGGAUGAAGACCAUUUAGUGCAGACAACAAGCAGAGAAUUAGAAACGGAGCCACCUGAAAAUACAUGUCCAGUUAUUCACAUACAGGAUUUAAAAAGCACUAUGUGUAAUGAAACUGAGGUCCUCAAAAUGCAAAACAUAUCUGGAGAAAUGGUAGAAACUGCAAUGAAAAAGAAGGAACCUGCAGUGGAGAAACAGAAGAAUGAUGAACACAUAUCUUUAGAAGAUCCUCUCCAUUCUCCUCCUGACCCAAAAUUAGGAGAGUUGAAAGCAUCAAAAUGUGCUGAACUUUUUACUGAUACAACAGAUACUGAUCACAUCUUGACAUCUGUUGAGCAAGCAGAAGUAGCAGAUGAUGAUCAACUUACUGAACCAAAAGAAUUCCUUGGCCAUGGGCCCAGCACUCCUUUUCAAGAGUACGCAAAUAUACAGAUCAAUGCAGCUGGUCACAGAAGAAAAAUGGGCUCGCUUCGGACUUUUGAAGGAAAAAGAGGCGUGGAAGAUGAAGAUGGCGACGUUUGUCAAGAAGAGAAAAAUAUGCCUCUUGCAGAUAUAUAUGACUUAUCAAGCACAACAAAUGAAUUCAGUAAAGAUGACAAAAAUGAGGUAAAAGAAGAAAUAAAAGCUGGGUCCACAGAAUAUUCCACCAGAGAGGACUUUAGCCUGGUAUGUUCAAAGCAAUAUAUGCAUUCUGAAUUAUUCUCUCAAACUAAUGAACAAAAUGUAUCUACUAAAACACCACCAUCAACAGUGCUAGAAAAUUCAGACUCCACGGAAGAUGACAGGAAUAGAAAAGAGAAUACUGAAGUAAGAAACACAGAACUAUGUGCAAAAAUCCAAACAAAGAAAAAGAAGAGGUUUGGAUCAACUCGGAGGCUUCAAGGUGAACACCAGCAAGGUAGAGAAAGAAAAGAAAGGCAGUGGCAAAAGGUGGAAGAUACAGAAGGAACAGAACAUGACAGGGAAGAGAGAUGUUCUGAAGAAAUCACAAAUCUAGAGCCUACUCACCACUUAUUCACAGAACCACACAGUGUUGAGAGAAAGGUGUCACUUGACCAAUCUUUGACAACUGAGCGAGAAGAAGGGGAAUUAAAAGAUGUAACAGGAGAGUGUGGAAAGAUCGAUACACCACCUGUUCACUUGCUAGAUGUUGUUCAUCAAAGUGAGCCAGUUGUCUUUGAUGGUGCCAGCCAAGCAAAAGCACCAUUGGAAAGUACAAAGCAUGGAGAGUCAGUGAUAGACGAUGAACAGGAUUAUGAGUUCACAUCUUCAAAUGAGCAGAAAAUGGCACCAGUCAUCAGAGAUAUUCAGAAUGAUUUUACAGAUCAUGCUUCUCCCCAGGAAGCUUCCAUGACAGUUGAAGAUUGUGAUUCAGAGUCUACUGAAAAUGGAAGCUCCAAACAAGUCGAUGGUUCUCCUAUAUGUGCAACAAUAGAGCACAUCUAUGAAAUACAGGACAGUGUAAUCAUGCCAGUGAAUAAAGAAAUAACUCUUGAAGUUUUGUCUGAUCAAGUAACACAGUUGCCAUGGGAUGAUAACUCGGAUGAACACCAUUUAGUGCAGACAACAAGCAGAGAAUUAGAAACGGAGCCACCUGAAAAUACAUGUCCAGUUAUUCACAUACAGGAUUUAAAAAGCACUAUGUGUAAUGAAACUGAGGUCCUCAAAAUGCAAAACAUAUCUGGAGAAAUGGUAGAAACUGCAAUGAAAAAGAAGGAACCUGCAGUGGAGAAACAGAAGAAUGAUGAACACAUAUCUUUAGAAGAUCCUCUCCAUUCUCCUCCUGACCCAAAAUUAGGAGAGUUGAAAGCAUCAAAAUGUGCUGAACUUUUUACUGAUACAACAGAUACUGAUCACAUCUUGACAUCUGUUGAGCAAGCAGAAGUAGCAGAUGAUGAUCAACUUACUGAACUAAAAGAAUUCCUUGGCCAUGUGCCCAGCACUCCUUUUCAAGAGUACGCAAAUAUACAGAUCAAUGCAGCUGGUCACAGAAGAAAAAUGGGCUCGCUUCGGACUUUUGAAGGAAAAAGAGGCGUGGAAGAUGAAGAUGGUGACGUUUGUCAAGAAGAGAAAAAUAUGCCUCUUGCAGAUAUAUAUGACUUAUCAAGCACAACAAAUGAAUUCCGUAAAGAUGACAAAAAUGAGGUAAAAGAAGAAAUAAAAGCUGGGUCCACAGAAUAUUCCACCAGAGAGGACUUUAGCCUGGUAUGUUCAAAGCAAUAUAUGCAUUCUGAAUUAUUCUCUCAAACUAAUGAACAAAAUGUAUCUACUAAAACACCACCAUCAACAGUGCUAGAAAAUUCAGACUCCACGGAAGAUGACAGGAAUAGAAAAGAGAAUACUGAAGUAAGAAACACAGAACUAUGUGCAAAAAUCCAAACAAAGAAAAAGAAGAGGUUUGGAUCAACUCGGAGGCUUCAAGGUGAACACCAGCAAGGUAGAGAAAGAAAAGAAAGGCAGUGGCAAAAGGUGGAAGAUACAGAAGGAACAGAACAUGACAGGGAAGAGAGAUGUUCUGAAGAAAUCACAAAUCUAGAGCCUACUCACCACUUAUUCACAGAACCACACAGUGUUGAGAGAAAGGUGUCACUUGACCAAUCUUUGACAACUGAGCGAGAAGAAGGGGAAUUAAAAGAUGUAACAGGAGAGUGUGGAAAGAUCGAUACACCACCUGUUCACUUGCUAGAUGUUGUUCAUCAAAGUGAGCCAGUUGUCUUUGAUGGUGCCAGCCAAGCAAAAGCACCAUUGGAAAGUACAAAGCAUGGAGAGUCAGUGAUAGACGAUGAGCAGGAUUAUGAGUUCACAUCUUCAAAUGAGCAGAAAAUGGCACCAGUCAUCAGAGAUAUUCAGAAUGAUUUUACAGAUCAUGCUUCUCCCCAGGAAGCUUCCAUGACAGUUGAAGAUUGUGAUUCAGAGUCUACUGAAAAUGGAAGCUCCAAACAAGUCGAUGGUUCUCCUAUAUGUGCAACAAUAGAGCACAUCUAUGAAAUACAGGACAGUGUAAUCAUGCCAGUGAAUAAAGAAAUAACUCUUGAAGUUUUGUCUGAUCAAGUAACACAGUUGCCAUGGGAUGAUAACUCGGAUGAAGACCAUUUAGUGCAGACAACAAGCAGAGAAUUAGAAACGGAGCCACCUGAAAAUACAUGUCCAGUUAUUCACAUACAGGAUUUAAAAAGCACUAUGUGUAAUGAAACUGAGGUCCUCAAAAUGCAAAACAUAUCUGGAGAAAUGGUAGAAACUGCAAUGAAAAAGAAGGAACCUGCAGUGGAGAAACAGAAGAAUGAUGAACACAUAUCUUUAGAAGAUCCUCUCCAUUCUCCUCCUGACCCAAAAUUAGGAGAGUUGAAAGCAUCAAAAUGUGCUGAACUUUUUACUGAUACAACAGAUACUGAUCACAUCUUGACAUCUGUUGAGCAAGCAGAAGUAGCAGAUGAUGAUCAACUUACUGAACCAAAAGAAUUCCUUGGCCAUGGGCCCAGCACUCCUUUUCAAGAGUACGCAAAUAUACAGAUCAAUGCAGCUGGUCACAGAAGAAAAAUGGGCUCGCUUCGGACUUUUGAAGGAAAAAGAGGCGUGGAAGAUGAAGAUGGUGACGUUUGUCAAGAAGAGAAAAAUAUGCCUCUUGCAGAUAUAUAUGACUUAUCAAGCACAACAAAUGAAUUCAGUAAAGAUGACAAAAAUGAGGUAAAAGAAGAAAUAAAAGCUGGGUCCACAGAAUAUUCCACCAGAGAGGACUUUAGCCUGGUAUGUUCAAAGCAAUAUAUGCAUUCUGAAUUAUUCUCUCAAACUAAUGAACAAAAUGUAUCUACUAAAACACCACCAUCAACAGUGCUAGAAAAUUCAGACUCCACGGAAGAUGACAGGAAUAGAAAAGAGAAUACUGAAGUAAGAAACACAGAACUAUGUGCAAAAAUCCAAACAAAGAAAAAGAAGAGGUUUGGAUCAACUCGGAGGCUUCAAGGUGAACACCAGCAAGGUAGAGAAAGAAAAGAAAGGCAGUGGCAAAAGGUGGAAGAUACAGAAGGAACAGAACAUGACAGGGAAGAGAGAUGUUCUGAAGAAAUCACAAAUCUAGAGCCUACUCACCACUUAUUCACAGAACCACACAGUGUUGAGAGAAAGGUGUCACUUGACCAAUCUUUGACAACUGAGCGAGAAGAAGGGGAAUUAAAAGAUGUAACAGGAGAGUGUGGAAAGAUCGAUACACCACCUGUUCACUUGCUAGAUGUUGUUCAUCAAAGUGAGCCAGUUGUCUUUGAUGGUGUCAGCCAAGCAAAAGCACCAUUGGAAAGUACAAAGCAUGGAGAGUCAGUGAUAGAUGAUGAGCAGGAUUAUGAGUUCACAUCUUCAAAUGAGCAGAAAAUGGCACCAGUCAUCAGAGAUAUUCAGAAUGAUUUUACAGAUCAUGCUUCUCCCCAGGAAGCUUCCAUGACAGUUGAAGAUUGUGAUUCAGAGUCUACUGAAAAUGGAAGCUCCAAACAAGUUGAUGGUUCUCCUUCAUGCACAACAAUUGAGCACAAUGAUCAAGUAAGACAGUUGCAUUGGGAUGAUAACUUGGUGGAAGACCAUUUAGAGCACACAACCAGCAGAGAAUUAGGAACAGAGCCACUUGAUAGCAUAUACCCAGAGAUUCACAUAAAGUUUUCAAUCAGCACUCAGGAUAAAGUGAUUUCAGAGAAAAGUAACUCUGAGAAAAGGAGGAAGAUGGGGUCAACACGAAGGAGUCUUCGAGGGCAACUUCCUGAAAGUGACCAGACAUGCACUAUUCAAGGGAUAAAAGAAGAGGAAAACAUUAAGCAACAAAAAAUAGAUCAAUGCACACCAGUGACUGGGAAAGAUAAUUUACAGGUUAUAACAAGUGUCUUUAUUCCUACAUCUUCAUCUGAAUCAUCUUCUCAAUCCAGAGAUCACCACUCAAAUCCCUCAAAUCAGGUAAUUGAAAAAAUAGAUAAGAAGAAAAGAAAGAUGGGUUCAACUCGCAAGAAUCUCCCGGGAGUAGAGAACAAGAAGCCAAUAAUGGAAAGAAUGAAAGAUAUAAAUCCAAAAGAUGAUGAAGACAUUGCCAGAGAAGAGGCAAAAUCAGCAAUAAAUUAUGGUAUAGUCAAUACAGUGUCAGGACUUCAUGACGCAGCUUGUGGAUGUAGUGAGGUUGAUGCAACAGAACAAGAUAAUCAUCCACAACUUUGUGAAAAACCUAAUCAAUUAGAAGGCUCCCUUCUCAGUGAGAUAGAGUAUGAACUAAAAAAGGGUAGCUCAUUAAAUUCUCUAUUGGAAACAUAUGAUAAUCAACAAAACAUAUUUGGAAACUCUGAUCCAGUGGCUGAGCAGAGUCAGAGCACUCUUCAGAUACCAGCGUCUCUCAAAAUUCUCUCUCAAGCUUACACUGAACCUGCCUCCCCUGGAAGAAAGAGAAAAAUGGGAUCAACACGCAAAACUUCUAGAAACAAGCAUAUAGAAGAAACUGGGGAUAAGAAGAGAGAGACUGAACAGGACAUUGUCACCCCAAAAAUCUCAGAAGACACGAAGGAAUCUGCAAAAGAUGUCCUUGUGCCCACUGAUGAUUUAACAGUUUGUAAGCCAUGUUUAAUCUCAGAACCAGGGAGUUUACCCAACUCUCAUGCAGUCUCUGACCCCAGUAGAAUGGAAACAAGCCCAAGUAAUGAACAAGGUAUAAAACCUUUUGUGAAAGAGGUAGAUGUAUCUACAGAAGAUGGCCUGGUUUCCUUGGAUGACAUCAGAAAGUUUGCACUCUAUGAUGGAAGCAGUGGGAAAAGAGUGAAGAUAGAUUUUGAGGAAUGGAAUAAACAAGUCCCAGAUUUUGGAGUUGCUGUGUAUAAUGUGGUGAUAGUUGGGAACUGCAACGUGGGGAAGACAUCCUUCAUAAAACGCUUUCAAAGUGGACACUUUAGCCCAGAGUUCUAUUCUACCGUUGGUGUUGACACCUUUGUCCAGACCAUUACACUGGGUAACAGAACAAUUAAGAUGAGUGUAUGGGACACUGCAGGUCAGGAGAGGUAUCACAGCAUUACAACACAGUUGUUUCACAAGGCCCAGGGCCUUUUGCUGAUGUAUGACAUCACAUGCUCCCAGAGUUUCAUUGCUGUUCGUGACUGGAUCUCCCAGAUUCAGGAAAGGGCCCCUGCUGAUGUAAUCAUUAUGUUACUUGGCAACAAGAAGGACUGCGCUGACCGCAAAGUGCAGCUCAGGGAAGGGGAGGAUCUGUCAAGGGAAUAUAAGAUUAAUUUUAUGGAGUGCAGUGCUGCAACUGGUGAGAACGUGUCAGAAUCUAUGAAGGCUCUGGCUUGGCUAUUGGUGAAACAAAGAGUAAGGAAAGAGGAAGAACAAACAAUAUUACAGCAAAAGCAACCACAGAAGAAGUCAGGUUGCUGUUGAAAACACACCUGCCUUAUAUAAACAAAAAUAUACACAUUUUUCCACAUAUUUUAUGAAACUUGUGUGUACAAAAACACAUUUAUGAAUUAUAUGUUGAACUUUAUCUUACAUUUUAAACUGGCUGAACUGAAAUUAUCUGAACAAAUGGAAUUGAUGCCACCUCUAGUGGGAUACACACAAUAUAAAUUAAUGUGUAUAAUUACACACAGUGAGUCUCUCUCAAUGCUUUGGGCCCCAAGCACAGAGGACGAUUAGAAUUAAUAUGCUGAGAAAGAGUACAAAUACAAUGAAGAAAACCUCUGCUGCCCAUUGGCUGUGUUGUACUCCUGUAAUCACUAGAGGGCGGUCAGAGGAAAUUAGAUUGGUCAGGUUAAGCAUAUAGCCCAGGGUCCAACCAAUGUCAUUGUCUUCCGCCUGUAAUGUAAAAAUUACCAGUACUGAAAAAAUCAAAUUUACUUCAUUGAUCAAGGAGGCAAAUGCUAGAAUGAGAAUUUCUCUAUAUUUCUUUUAAUGUAUUGACAGAAUAAUUUUUGGGAAAUUAUUUUUUUACGGAAUAAAUACAUUUUUCAAAGAUUUUAAGUAAUUUGCUACUGAACAAAUUAACUUUUUAUAUUGUACUCAGUCUAUAGUUUGCUUUUUCAUCUAUCCUUUGAAAACUGUUUAGAUGUAUACUUUUUUAUAAUGGUGAAUGCUUAUGGUUAAUACUUUAUAGUGAGGAUAACUGUGUAGGUUCAAUUGCACCCACCUUCAAGUUUUUAUUUAAUUGUGUUGUGUAAGUAUAUAUAUGUCUAAAAAUAAUAAUAAAACAUAAGGUUUUGUCUCUGUAACUUUCACAGUAAAUUGCAUAUCUUUAGAUAUAGUAGCAUUUUGUGCAUGGCAUUAAAAUAAUAAAAACCUACAAACUCUAUCAGCACUAAAACACUUAUUACACAUAUACUGUUAAAGUCCAUUUAUGUUGGUGAGCAUGC
This is a messenger RNA of Electrophorus electricus (electric eel), 8893 nucleotides long. RefSeq names its product RAB44, member RAS oncogene family (gene rab44). Lineage: Eukaryota; Metazoa; Chordata; Actinopteri; Gymnotiformes; Gymnotidae. Gene Ontology annotation, molecular function: GTPase activity; GTP binding. The record is from RefSeq and is a predicted model, not a curated record.